Phialemonium atrogriseum is the source of this 1087-nucleotide messenger RNA. Its product is annotated as autophagy-related protein 37. Gene Ontology annotation, biological process: fatty acid metabolic process. Lineage: Eukaryota; Fungi; Ascomycota; Sordariomycetes; Cephalothecales; Cephalothecaceae. Bases 118 to 1005 code for a protein of 295 amino acids. The record is from RefSeq and is a predicted model, not a curated record. Gene Ontology annotation, molecular function: fatty-acyl-CoA binding. The transcript has 2 exons.
CGCCCAUCCAUCGCCGAUACCGUUGCCCGAGAUCGGAUUCCCACUAGCGAGCUACAACAUCUGGUACAACAGGGAGGAUAGAGUUAGGAGAGAGGCCAACAGAGCCGGGCAAUCCCAAUGGCGGAAUCAGUAGACCGAGUCUUCGUCCAUGCCCUCAACACCGUCAAAAAGAUCCCCAAGACGGGGGCGACGCGGCCGCCCCCGGUGGACCGGAUGCGCCUGUACGGGCUCUACAAGCAGGCCAUGGAGGGGGACGUCGAUGGCGUUAUGGAGCGGCCGUCGGGCGGCAUCCUCAGCGCCGAGGAGCUCCGGCGCGAGCAGGACAAGUGGGACGCGUGGAACUCGCAGAGGGGGCUGUGCCGCACCGAGGCCAAGCGGAGGUACAUCGAGGUGCUCAUCGACACGAUACACCGGUACGCCACGACGCCGACGGCCAUAGAGCUGGUGGCCGAGCUCGAGUUUGUGUGGAACCAGAUCAAGAACAACAACAGCAGCAACAACAACAACAACAACAACAAUAAUAACAGCUCCGCUGGAUCCGCCUCGUCGCCGGACAGCGGGGUCAGGAGGUUCCAGCAGCCGCUGAACGGGAGCGAGGGCCCGAUGAAGGUCCUGAGCCCGAUGAGCGAGGAGGACGAGGCGGAGCGGGAGUCGGAACGCCGGCUCGGCGAAGAAGCGGACGACGAUGGGGAGUAUCUCAAGAAGGGGGACAAGUGGUCGAAGAAGAUGGAGAGGGCAAUCGUCAGGCUGUCCACCGAGGUGGCCGCGUUGCGGGAACAGAUCACCAGCGGACGGGAGUGGAGGUCGAGAAGGGAGAGGAGCGCCCGAGCUUGGAUAGGAUGGGGCCUGUGGGCCCUAACGAAGCACGUCGCCACGGACGUCUUGAUACUUAUCGUUUUGCUCCUCUGGAUGCGCCGGCGGAAAGACCGGCGACUCGAGGACUACGUUCGAGGCGCCCUCGGGGUCGCCCGAGAGUAUGUGAGGAAGGUAUUACCAUCACGAUGAAGCAUGGGUCCGGAAGGGGGAGAUCGAGAAGGAUGCGACACCAAGUAAUUGGACCAGACAAGGCCCGGAUUCCCCCACAGCU